AUGAAUGAGAUCUGCGCCAUAUUAAAAGAAUACAAUGAAAGUAACACUGAAGGAAUAAUAGAUUUAUUCAAAGAAUACAGUGUUAACCCAAAAGAUAAAACGGAAGUUCACGCUAAACUCAAAGAACUGGACUAUUCUAAACUGAUGGCAUUUGACGCUAAUGGGUUGUACGCUUCCGCCAUGACAGAAGGUGAAUAUCCUAAAGCGGAAAGUGCAAGAGCGUUUCUACCAAAAGAAGAAAAAGAAUUUGAAUUAAGGAAUAAAUACAAAAAAGAAGGAGAUGUGGUUGCUAGAAAUUGCAUGAAAUUAUUAGGAAAUUCCUUAUACGGUAAAUCUAUUCAGAAGGAUAUAAAUACAUCGAGACAUCUAUGGAGUGAAGCGACUUUUAAAGCCAACUUAGAUUCACACGUCAAAAGCUAUGAAAAAGUAAAUGAUAGUCAAUAUAUAGUUGAGAUGAAUGAAGAAGAAAAAGAGUUUGUUCCUCCAAAGAAUUUUACUAGAUUAACACCCGCUCAUUUAGGUGCAUUUAUAUUAUCUCACAGUAAAAAAAUAAUGAACAAUUUCAUUCACGUAAUAGAUGGAUUUUAUAAGCCGGAAAUAUACUAUACAGAUACUGAUAGUUUAUACAUUUCGUCUAGUAAUUGGGAUAAAUUAAAUGAAGCUGGGUUGGUGUCUGAAAACGAAUAUAGCAAAGGGAAGAAUGAUUACGGUGAUGGUGGAAUCAUAUUUGGUUUAUAUUUAGCGCCAAAAAAAAGAAAACGUUUAAGGGUCACUUCUAAAGAUAAGAUAGACGUCGAAGAUUAUAUUCGAUUAGCUAGUGGACAUGACGUAACGAAUGAAUUUAAGAAACCUUGGGUAAAAAGUUUUACUGAUGGAAUAGUUAUUCCUAAUGAAAAACAAAAGAAAGUUUUCAGAAGUUAUUUGAAUCUCGUUAAGAGAAAAGCGCCGAAUGAAGAAGGAAUUAUGUAUCCUUACAACGACGGAAAAGAAUUAAACAUAGAUGAAAACUAUGAAUUUGAUGAUUUCGAUUAUCUAACUAUUCAAGAAGAGAAUGAAGAGUGUUAA
Messenger RNA from Lottia gigantea (owl limpet), 1065 nucleotides. RefSeq lists its product as hypothetical. The record is from RefSeq and is a predicted model, not a curated record. Gene Ontology annotation, biological process: DNA replication. The coding region runs from base 1 to 1065 and encodes 354 amino acids. The transcript has 3 exons. Gene Ontology annotation, molecular function: DNA-directed DNA polymerase activity; nucleotide binding; DNA binding. NCBI's taxonomy places the organism in Eukaryota, Metazoa, Mollusca, Gastropoda, Lottiidae.